AUGGAUUUGGAUAUGAACGGAGGUAACAAGGGAGUCUUUCAGAGACUCGGCGGCUCGAAUCGGCCGACGCCGGCGCCGAAAGACUCGAACCAGAAGGUUUGUUUCCACUGGCGGUCCGGGCGGUGCAACCGGUACCCUUGCCCUUUCCUGCACAGCGAGUUGCCGGGUCCAGGUCCAUUCGCCGGGUCGUCUACGAACAAACGGGUCGCUGAUGAGUCCGGUUUCGCGGGUCCGAGCCACCGGAGAGGUCCCGGGUUCAGCGGGAGAGCUAAUAGCAUUGGGAGAUUCGGUGGGAACAGGACAGUGACUAAGACGGAGAAGCUCUGCAAAUUUUGGGUCGAUGGGAAUUGCCCUUACGGUGAUAAAUGCAGAUACUUGCAUUGCUGGAGCAAAGGGGAUAGCUUCUCGCUGUUGACUCAGCUAGACGGGCAUCAGAAGGUUGUCACUGGGAUUGCUCUGCCAUCAGGUUCUGAUAAGCUUUACACGGCGAGUAAAGAUGAAACUGUGCGGAUCUGGGAUUGUGCUUCUGGACAGUGUACAGGUGUACUCAAUCUUGGUGGGGAAGUUGGCUGCAUGAUUAGUGAAGGCCCCUGGCUAUUGGUUGGCAUGCCCAAUCUCGUUAAAGCAUGGAAUAUCCAAAACAACGCAGACCUGAGUCUCUCUGGACCUGUUGGCCAAGUAUAUUCACUGGCUGUGGGUACUGAUCUGCUGUUCGCUGGCACACAAGUUUGGAGCCUGGAUAAUUUGCAGUGUAUACAGACGCUUACAGAGCAUACUUCGGUUGUCAUGUCUCUCAUUUGCUGGGAUCAAUUUCUUCUGUCAUGUUCAUUGGACAAUACCGUCAAGAUAUGGGCUGCUACUGAAGGUGGAAACUUGGAAGUGACAUACACUCACAAAGAAGAAUACGGCGUGCUAGCUCUCUGCGGAGUGCAUGAUGCAGAAGCCAAGCCGGUAUUGCUAUGCUCGUGCAAUGACAAUUCCUUGCACCUCUAUGACUUGCCAUCGUUUACGGAAAGGGGCAAAAUUUUAGCAAAGCAAGAGAUACGGUCGGUCCAGAUAGGUCCCGGUGGCAUAUUUUUCACCGGUGACGGAAGUGGUCAAGUUAAAGUUUGGAAGUGGUGUACGGAACCAACUGCCAUACAGUCUUGA
This is a messenger RNA of Thlaspi arvense, 1149 nucleotides long. NCBI's taxonomy places the organism in Eukaryota, Viridiplantae, Streptophyta, Magnoliopsida, Brassicales, Brassicaceae. The record is from the annotation of a GenBank genome assembly.